CCCUCACGCGGUUGGUUCGUUUCCCGCUGCCUCUGUCGCUCCUUCUCAGACUCGUACGGGACAACAAGCCUCUCGGACCCGCAGCGCGUUGCCAUGGCAGCACAGACCCUCCAUCUCGCGUGUGCUGCUGUCUGCCUCCUCCUCACGGGUUCGACUCUUGGUGCGGGGAAGAACUUCUCUGUACCAUGUGACCUCGCCGACCCCGUCCAGGAGAUAACGUGGUUCCAUCUCCACGGGGAUCGCGUGACGCCGCUGCUCUCGUUUUCACUCACCAGGAUGAACCAGACCUCCAUCGAGACGUACCACCCGAGGGCAGUCUCUACCGGAGACCUUCGGGACCAGCCGCCGAGUCUGAACCUGAUCGCGGUUAACCGGUCGGACGCCGGUCUGUAUUUUUGCGUUGGACGCAAACAGCAACUAUCCGUCACCAGCCCCGUUCUGCGUCUGAGCGCCUUGACUGGUGUCCUGCAUGAACUAAUCCACCAGAAGGCGGACCUUGCGGUUGCCAGCUUCACCAUCACCUCUGAGAGGGAGAAGGUCAUCGACUUCUCCAAGCCCUUCAUGUCCCUGGGGAUCAGCAUCCUCUACAGGGUGCACCUGGGCCGUAAGCCCGGCUACUUCUCCUUCCUGGACCCCUUCUCCCCGGCCGUCUGGCUCUUCAUGCUGCUGGCCUACCUGGCCGUCAGCUGCAUCCUGUUCCUGGCUGCUAGGCUGAGCCCUUACGAGUGGUACAACCCCCACCCCUGCCUGCGGGACCGCCGGGACCUGCUGGAGAACCAGUACACGCUGGGCAACAGCCUGUGGUUCCCCAUCGGGGGCUUCAUGCAGCAGGGCUCCGAGAUCAUGCCCCGCGCCCUGUCCACGCGCUGCGUCAGCGGCGUCUGGUGGGCCUUCACCCUGAUCAUCAUCUCCUCGUACACGGCCAACCUGGCGGCCUUCCUGACGGUGCAGCGGAUGGAGGUGCCCAUCGAGUCCCCCGACGACCUGGCGGACCAGACCAACAUCCAGUACGGCACCAUCCACGGGGGCUCCACCAUGACCUUCUUCAUGAACUCGCGCUACCAGACCUACCAGCGCAUGUGGAACUUCAUGCACUCCAAGCAGCCCAGUGUGUUCGUGAAGAGCACCGAGGAGGGCAUCGCCCGCGUGCUCAACUCCAAGUACGCCUUCCUGAUGGAGAGCACCAUGAACGAGUACUACCGCGGGCUGAACUGCAACCUCACGCAGAUAGGAGGCCUGCUGGACACCAAGGGCUACGGCAUCGGCAUGACCCUGGGUUCUCCGUACAGAGAUGAGAUCACCCUGGCGGUUCUCCAGCUCCAGGAGAACAACCGUCUGGAGAUCCUGAAGAGGAAGUGGUGGGAGGCGGGCCAAUGCCCCAAGGAGGAGGACCACAGAGCCAAAGGUCUGGGCAUGGAGAACAUCGGGGGCAUCUUCGUGGUGCUGAUCUGCGGCCUCAUCCUGGCCGUGUUCGUGGCCGUCAUGGAGUUCGUCUGGUCCACCCGCCACUCGGGGUCCGACGAGGUACACACGCCCCUUCACCACCCCUCCUCCUCCUCAGGCCACGCCCACUGCCAACACACCCCAGUGUCGGUCUGUCAGGAGAUGAUGUCAGAGUUCCGGAACGCCGUCUCCUGCAGGAAGAGCUCGCGGUCGCGGCGCCGCCGGCCACUGACCGGCUCGGCGGGGGGCGGAGUCCUGAGGCCCCGCCCCCGGCCCCGCCCACUGCGGUUGGUGAGGGACGUGCGCUUCAGCAACGGCCAGCUGUGUGGCCUGGGGGGGGGCUUCGGGCCCCCGGGGGGGGGGCUGGACCCGGGGCCCGGCCCCCACCGCCUCCUGGUGGAGGACCCGUUAGGGGCCGACGUGGGCCCGCCGGCCCCUCCCCCGCCGGUGGCCCCGCCCCCGCUGGCCGCCCGGGUCUGCCAGGAGUGCCGCCGCAUCCAGGCACUGCGGCCGUCUCACCCGUCUCACCCGCCGCCCCCGCCCUCCUCCUCCUCCCUCACCCCUCUGGCCCUGUCGCCGCGGCAACACCACCACCACUACCACCACCACCACCAGCACCACCAGCAGCACCCCCACCACCACCUCCUCCUGCACCCCCCCCACCACCACUACCACCACGGCUCCAUGUCCCUGCCCCGCCUCCCCCCCCACCUCCCCCCCCUCCCCCCCACCUCCUCCUCCGCCUCCGACCGGGCCGACAGCGACGGGGGAGGGGGGGGCGGAGUCGGCUGCAGGAUGAAGCCCCUCCCUCCACCACGCCCCCUCCCCCCGCCCGCUAAGCCCCACCCCCCCACAGACCUCCUCGGGGGGAAGGACUGA
Molecule: messenger RNA, 2322 nt
Organism: Gadus chalcogrammus (walleye pollock)
Lineage: Eukaryota; Metazoa; Chordata; Actinopteri; Gadiformes; Gadidae
Product: glutamate receptor ionotropic, kainate 5-like
Exons: 12
Coding region: 94-2322 (742 amino acids)
Biological process (GO): modulation of chemical synaptic transmission; monoatomic ion transport; synaptic transmission, glutamatergic
Cellular component (GO): kainate selective glutamate receptor complex; plasma membrane; presynaptic membrane
Molecular function (GO): transmitter-gated monoatomic ion channel activity involved in regulation of postsynaptic membrane potential; kainate selective glutamate receptor activity
Source: RefSeq, a predicted model, not a curated record